Messenger RNA from Colletotrichum truncatum, 2292 nucleotides. RefSeq names its product tat pathway signal sequence. The record is from RefSeq and is a predicted model, not a curated record. Lineage: Eukaryota; Fungi; Ascomycota; Sordariomycetes; Glomerellales; Glomerellaceae.
AUGGCUUCAGGCAUGGCGGAAGGCCUACAUGCCAACUCAUCGGAUGCCAAUGACGCCUCCCAGCCGACUAAGUCUGAGUUCGAAACUUUGACGACGGAGAAAGAGCGCUUUGGCGACAACGGUCGCCUCCAUUCUUCAGAUAAUCCUCCUGUUCCUGAAGAAAAGCACGAGGUUCAUCAAGAUGGCAUGAAGAAUUUGGAGGCACUCGCGGAAGAACCAGCUUUAGACGUCCUCGAGAAUGGCGUCAAACGGGGAAUGGAACUUCUCGACAAGAUCAAGUUCGCCAUCAAUUCCGUCGUAUCCACCAAUGAUACCCCAGCAGCCUCAUGGGUCAAAAACAACAGGAUCUUCAAGAUCCUUCCACGCCGUCCAAGACAGUCAUCGGCGUGGGACAUGAUCAUCAAGAGAAGUCCUGAGCAACUGGUCGAAUGCCCCACUGUGAAGGGAGCUCUCGGCAGCGUCAAACAGCUGAUGGCACCAACCGCCGAGGAGUUGUACAAGAACAUUCAAUCCUAUGUCGAAAGUAGAGAGAGAAACAAUCACUUGAAAAGAAAUGUCGACGUGGAGUUCUGGCCCUUGGUUAAGGUCGUUCGAAUCUACACCAAAGCCGCCGCCUUGGCUACUGGCGCCGUCAUCGUUGACUUGCCCGGCAUACAAGACUCCAACGCCGCCCGCGCAGCUGUUGCUCAGGACUACAUAAAGUCUUGCACUGGGCUUUGGAUUGUCUCUCCGAUCAACCGCGCUGUCGACGAUAAGACUGCCAAGUCUCUACUGGGUAAUACCUUCAAGCGUCAACUCAAGUACGAUGACAUCUACUCUGCUGUAACCUUCAUAUGCUCAUAUACGGACGACAUUUCGAUUACUGAGGCUGGUAAGAAUAAGGAUGAAGAUCAGCAGCCGCUGACAGAAGAUAAGAUCCGGGAAAAGCUAUCACAUCUAAGAAGACAGAAAAGGGAAGCCCGAGAUAUGCGCAACCAAGCGAACGAGAAGAUGUCACAGCUCCGCGAAACCAUCAACAAUGUCACAUAUGACAAAGUCCGUCUACAAAGUUCCGUCAAGGCUUGCUGCAUUAAAGCAAGGAACAAGUAUUCUCAAUGUGUUAUUCAGCAAGACUUUGCCAUGGGAAUCAAAGAGCUAGAUGAAGAGGCCGCUAUGUUGGAAAAUGAAGAGAAUUUCACCCCCGACGAGCAUAUCAGACACUACGACAAGAUAGCACGAGACUUGUCUGUGUUCUGCGUCAGUAGCCGUGCCUACCAGAAGAUGAAAGGCCGUCUGCAGAAAGACGAAAUUAACGAUGAUGGCUUCCGCAAAUUUGAAAAGACUGAGAUUCCUCAGCUACAUUUACACGCAAGGAAAAUAACUGAAGAGGGUAGGAUGACUACCUGCCGGCAGUUUCUCAAUGAUCUCAAUCAGUUUCUUAAUUCCAUGAGAUUGUGGGCUAUUGACUUCAGCAAUGAACAGCUAAGCGACAUGGAAAGGCAAAAGGAAAAGGAUUACCUUCGUCUGCAAUUAUUACAAUUGGCUAGAAAUCUGGACCAAGCUAUGAAGGAAUGCAUCUGCUCGAUCCAGAAUGCUAUCUCUGAAAAGAUUCACGCCCAACUUGAGUCGAGCAUUUCUCAUGCUUCAAACGCAGCAAUUCAAACUGCGAUGGGUUGGGGCGCUUCUCGAGAUUCAGGUGGCCUUUUGUGGACUACGUACAGAGCAACGUGUCGUCGAGACAGCGUGUUUGCCAGCCAAUAUGGACCCCAAGACUUUAAUGCUGAGCUAACUGAGCCAUUAACUAAACAUAUUUCUAGUGUAUGGGAACGGGUGUUCCAGUGUCUCCUUCCAAGGGCACUUAAAACAUUUGCUGAAAGUAGCCGGUUGCACUUGAGGAAUUUCUACUAUGACGCCACUGCAAAAUGCCAACAGCGCCACAAAAGCCACACUGGCAUCGACUUUCUAAAGCAGCAGGUUCGAACCCAACAGAGAAAACUGAAAGACCUUCCAGAAAUGCUUUGGACGAAUAUCAAAAUGCUUCAGCAAAUUGCCAACAGAGGCUUCCAUGUUACCAUCAAAGGAGAUAUGCGGAGGGCAUAUGCCAACUGCUUGAUGGAGAGAGGUGCCGGUAGCUAUGCUCGCAUGAAGAGCCACAUGAUUGACUACGUGGAAAGCAACAGACUCAGCAUGUUCCGCCAUUCGACCGAUAUCGCCAAGGAACAGCUUCAGUCAAUUUGCCAACGAGUGGAAAAUGACAUUUCCGAUCAACUUCAAUCCAUACACAAUGUCAUUGCGCAGGAUUACGGGACCUAG